Aegilops tauschii subsp. strangulata is the source of this 393-nucleotide messenger RNA. Its product is annotated as E3 ubiquitin-protein ligase Os06g0535400-like. Lineage: Eukaryota; Viridiplantae; Streptophyta; Magnoliopsida; Poales; Poaceae. The record is from RefSeq and is a predicted model, not a curated record.
AUGGCCUUCCUCAUCGGGUUCAUCGUCAGCCUCUCCUUCUGGCUGCCGGUGUUGGCGCUCUUCUGCUGCGCGAUCUACCUCUGCCGGAAACCAGCGGAAGCGCCAGCACCAGAUCAGAACGUGGCCGCCACCGCCACGGGCCGAAGAAGGGAACCGUGGCGGCUGGGAUACUUCCGGCACUCCGCCGCGGCGGGUGGCGGCGCGAGCGGGGCGGCGGAGAAGGUGUGCGCGAUCUGCCUGGGGGAGCUGGCGGCCGGGGAGAAGUGCAGCGAGGUGCCGGCGUGCCGGCACGUGUUCCACCGGCGCUGCAUCGCGCUGUGGUUGGAGAAGAAGAGCACCUGCCCGCUCUGCAGGGAAACCAUCGCGCCGGCGGCUGCCGGCGACAUUGUUUAG